AUGCCCAAGGUCAAGAGCUACUCAGCUCCGUGGCUGUCCCAUGGACCCGGCCAUAACUUGUUCGCGCCCUCGAGCGACGCUGCCUCCAAGGCGUUGAGCGCGCCGUCGCCCUACACAUCCAAGAAGAAGAAGGCUCCUGGACCGAGACGAACGAUUGCGAGACGAGGCACCGAGGUGUUUGUCGCUGUGGGCAAGGAAUUGCGAUGGGGCGACCUAGCAUACCUGAAAGACAAAUGGUCGACGAAGUAUGCGCACCGUCGCAUGGGCAGCCGCGUCAAGUGGGAAGACUCGGCGCAGGCGUUCGACGACGAAGCGAUUCCCUCGACGGAGGAGGCGGCUACGGCUCAGGGCUUCCGGACCAUCAAAAUCCCCGUUGCGGACGACAUUCGUCAGCUCGUCAUCUCCCCUAACUCCGACUUCCUUGCGAUUUUGACAACGCACACCGUUCAUAUCUGCGUUGUUCCCGACUCCUCCCAUCUCACAGCUGAGGACACCGGGCCCCUGCGACCCAAGAUCUGGACGCUGGGACCUACGACCCACGUCACUUCGCGAUCCUCCGUCGCCUCGGCUGUCUGGCACCCUCUCGGAGUCAAGGGCUCUUGUCUGGUCACCGUCACGACUGAUGCUAUCGUGCGGGUAUGGGAACUGUCUCUUACGGAUCGGUGGUCGUUCGACUCUCCUACACUUUCAAUCGACCUCAAGAAACUGGUGGACGGCACGACCCUGGACCAAGACUUCACAGCAUCAACAGCUGCUACAAAUGCUAGCUUCUCGCAGUAUUCGCUGGAGAUGCAGGUCGCCUCGGCGUGUUUUGCUAGUCGCGGCUCCGGUGGAUGGAGUCCCAUGACUCUCUGGGUCGCCAUGAGAGAAGGCGAUGUCUACGCGCUAAGUCCUUUGCUGCCCCAAAAGUGGGCGCCGCCUCCGACCUUGAUCCCCUCGCUAUCUGUUUCCAUCGUCUCCAAGGUGGCUGCCUUGGAGGAUGACCCUGCCGUGUCUGAAAAAGAUAAACUCCUCGCUCAGCAACAGCUCGAGUGGAUGGGCGAUUUGGAUUCCCAAGAGCCUCAGGUCCUCGACACAGCGCCGGGCGAGGAAACCGUUGAGGUCUACACACGCCCGUCCCGGCCGGGUGUCAUCCCAAGGCUCCAGGGCCCGUUUGAAUUUGACGCCGAUCCCGAAAGCGAGGACGCCGGGGAUGGUCUGCUGACGGACAUCCUUGUGAUUGGGAAGAAGGUUGAUACCGACGACCUGAUGAUGGGUGAGGACGAAGACCUUGACUUCGACGACGGUGAUCAGGAGGGCCUUUCGCUAUCGGUCAUCUGCCUGCUGUCCACCACUGGCCAGGUCCGCGUCUACCUGGACUUGGAGGGCGUCGAAGCACAAUGGCUCCCGCCUCGAAACAAAUCCAAGCUCGGACGUCUCUUGUCCGCUGCCGACCCACCCUCUCUGUUGGCGUUCCAGUGCAUCGACACCAUGACGGGGAGUGAAAUGAACGACGACGCGUGGCCAACUUUUUCUUCGGAUGUCAUGUCACGCUACUCGCUUUUUGUCACUUCUUACGUCGGCAUCACUUUUCUCUCCUUUUCUCCCUGGGUCUUCCGCCUUGAGGGGGAGCUCUCGGGAGAGUCAGAGGCUGGCUCUGACUUCCGUCUCGGUCUCCUUGUCAAUGGGCAGAACUCUAUCAGAGAACGACUGUACACCCAUUCUUCGUCCGACGUCAAUGUGCCGCUCGCCGCAUCCGUCGCCAUCCGCGACCCGGACUUGGGAUACUUCCUGCUUUCGGCCACUCCGUACGAACCGAUCGCCUUGACGUUCGACACGCCCGAGGACGAAUUUUCGCCUAUCCGCCAUGAAACACCGUUUGAAGAGAAACCCGCUACUAUGGAGCCCCUGGACUUUUACGAACCUCGCCCAACUUUCCAGCCGUCGCACGCUUUCGAGCAGCAAUCCGACCUCCCUGAGCUGAUCAACAGACUCCGCAGCUCUCGCCACAAAACCAUCUUGAACCAGGAAAUUCGGUUGUCGCCAGUCACACUCCAGAUUCUCACAGAUGCCCACCGCAUCCUGGGAGAGGAUACAUACCGCCUUGGUACGGCCGUGGCAGAAAUCUUCCGCCGCUGCGCUACUCUCCAAGAUGAGCUGAAGGACCAAAUCAAGAAAGCGAACGAGGUUAAAGAAAAGAUCGAUAAGAUUGCGGGCAACGACAAGGAUGGGGAGGGCGAAAGUGACGAUGUCAGAUUCGAAAGGCGCAUUGCUGAGGCGCAAGCGCGCCAAAAGCGGCUCAACGAGAGGCUGGAAGGCGUCCGCAAGUAUGUUGGCAAGGCUGCGACCAGGGAGCUCAGUGCGAAGGAAAAGGCUUUUGUGGAGGAGGUCAGGAGCAUGGAGGCCAGCGUGCUGGGAUUAUCCUCAGAAGACAGUCCGGGAGCAAGACAGCAGAAGCAGCUGAGGAAACGUUUGGAGGAUGUGCAACGACUUCGGGACGAAUUGUUGGGAGAAGUGGAACGGAUACAGAAACAAAGCGAGGGCAAGGACGGGAAGGAUUCGUCGUCGUCGUCGACGGUAUCGGAUCUCAAGAUCCCGACAGAGAUCCGCAAGGCCAAGUUGCAGCAAGUCAUGUCUCUCCUCUCGCGCGAGACGGCCCUCGUUGAGGCUGUCAGCUCGCGGCUGGAGCGUCUUCAGACGUAG
Colletotrichum spaethianum is the source of this 2682-nucleotide messenger RNA. RefSeq names its product nucleoporin NUP82. The record is from RefSeq and is a predicted model, not a curated record. The coding region runs from base 1 to 2682 and encodes 893 amino acids. Gene Ontology annotation, biological process: mRNA export from nucleus; ribosomal large subunit export from nucleus; protein import into nucleus. Gene Ontology annotation, cellular component: nuclear pore. NCBI's taxonomy places the organism in Eukaryota, Fungi, Ascomycota, Sordariomycetes, Glomerellales, Glomerellaceae. Gene Ontology annotation, molecular function: protein binding; structural constituent of nuclear pore. The transcript is spliced from 2 exons.